CAAAAUACCAAGCGAAUACCAAAAAUCCUGAAAGACAGUCACACCUGCACGCACCUCUAUUAUUUUGUUAACAUCUUGUUGAAAUUCUGAAUUCUUUCCGUAAAUUGUGAAAUACAGAGUCCUCCAAGAUGUCGCGCCACAGGAUAGUGCGCACAAUGGACUACAACGACGAGUACGACGGGUACGACGACAUCUACGGUCAUUCGGUGGAGGACGAGCACUGCAUUUCGCCCACGGAUGCGCAGCAGUGGCUAUAUGAUCGUGCCCGUGGCCAGCAGAGCAUCUCGGCGUUCAUCAGCAAGAACAAGGACAUCCAGGAGGAGGAGGACGAUGAAGAUGAGGACGCAGCCUUCGAGAAGGCGCGUCGUGACUCUGAGAGUUUCCAGAUGCCGCAGCUGGACGAGAUUGAGCAGGCCAAGCUUAGUUCCUGCGUAGAUGAAGUGCGCAGUGUAGUGGGCGAUGCCGUCUCCGAGCGCCGCAUUGUGGAGACCUCCAUGAAGUUCGAGUACGACAUGCAGAAGAUCCUAGACGAGAUCCUGAACGAGGAAACCAAGUCGGCGAAGCCCGCCGCGAGUCGCAUUAAGGUGCCUGCUGCCCCAGUGCUGCCCAAAUCCUCCAGCAAAACGGCUCCCACUCCGCCGCCCAAGAUUAACCUUAAGGAGCCACGCCGCGGCUUCGAGAUAGCCUCGCCCAAGGUACCCUCAUCGCCCGUGGUCUCGGGCAGAAACACGCCCGUAGACAUCGGCGGCGAUGAUAUCUCCCGGAGCUCAGCGUCGCUCUUCAAGGUCUCCAAGGAGCAGGCCCUUCGUAAUGCCCGCCAGCUGUACGAGAAGGAGCGGGCCGACCAGAAAAGCCACAUCCACAUGAUCGUCAUUGGCCACGUCGACGCCGGGAAAAGUACGCUGAUGGGUCAUCUGCUCUACGACACCGGGAACGUCUCGCAAAGGGUGAUGCACAAGCACGAACAGGAGUCCAAGAAGCUGGGUAAGCAGAGCUUUAUGUACGCCUGGGUGCUGGACGAGACGGGCGAGGAACGGGCUCGCGGCAUCACCAUGGACGUGGGCCAGUCGCGCAUUGAAACAAAGACAAAGAUAGUUACACUGCUGGACGCUCCGGGGCACAAGGACUUUAUUCCCAACAUGAUCUCUGGUGCCACGCAGGCGGAUGUGGCUCUUCUGGUGGUGGAUGCCACGCGAGGAGAGUUCGAAUCCGGCUUUGAGCUGGGCGGACAGACGAGGGAGCACGCCAUCCUGGUGCGAUCCCUUGGAGUUAACCAACUAGGCGUGAUUAUCAACAAACUAGACACCGUUGGGUGGUCGCAAGAGCGCUUCACGGAGAUUGUUACCAAGCUGAAGUCCUUCCUCAAGCAGGCGGGCUUCAAAGAAUCCGAUGUGAGUUUCACGCCCUGCUCGGGACUGACCGGCGAGAAUCUCACCAAGAAUGCCCAGGAAUCCGCCCUGACCAGCUGGUACAGUGGUCCUCAUCUACUAGAUGUCAUAGAGAACUUCAAGAUCCCGGAAAGAGCUAUUGACAGACCGCUGCGCAUGUCCGUGUCGGAUAUUUACAAGGGCACUGGCUCGGGAUUCUGCAUCUCGGGUCGAGUGGAAACCGGAGUGCUGUGCCUGAACGACAAGGUUCUAGUGGGUGCCAGCAGAGAGCAGGCCCAGGUCAAGUCCUUGACCAUGAACGAGUUCCCACAGACGAGUGUUUUCGCCGGGGAUCAGGUAUCCGUGACACUGCCCGCCUUGGACAUCAACAACGUGACGGUGGGCUGCAUCAUCAGCGACCCCCAGACCCCUAUACCGGUUACUACUCGUUUUCAAGCCCGCAUCAUCGUGUUCAACGUCAAGGUGCCUAUUACCAUGGGAUUCCCAGUGCUGCUGCACCACCAAUCGCUGAUAGAGCCUGCCGUGGUCUGCAAACUGACUGCCUUAAUCCACAAGAGCACCGGCGAGGUGGUCAAGAAAAAGCCGCGAUGCCUGGGCAACAACUCGUGUGCUUUGGUGGAACUGGAGACCAGCAGGCCCAUCUGCAUCGAGCGGUAUGCAGACUUCAAGGAGCUGGGACGCGUGAUGCUGCGGGUGGCAGGCGUUACCAUUGCCGCCGGAAUGGUCACCAAAAUCCGCUGAGGGAACACCAAUGCUGAAUUUUGUACGAAAUUUUAGUUAGAUAUUUACUUUUGUUGUUUUGCUAAAUAUACAUAGUUUAUAUGAAUUGAUUAAAUCACAAAGAGUUUGGAGGAGUUGAAUUGACACG
This is a messenger RNA of Drosophila rhopaloa, 2256 nucleotides long. RefSeq names its product HBS1-like protein (gene HBS1). Bases 129 to 2129 code for a protein of 666 amino acids. Gene Ontology annotation, molecular function: GTPase activity; GTP binding. The record is from RefSeq and is a predicted model, not a curated record. The transcript has a single exon. NCBI's taxonomy places the organism in Eukaryota, Metazoa, Arthropoda, Insecta, Diptera, Drosophilidae. Gene Ontology annotation, biological process: translation.